AUGAUUAACAAUGGCUAUGACGCCACGCUCUCAGCCCAACUUGGUGGUUUCGACCCAUUCAUGCUCAUGGGACUGAGUACCUUGGGCAUGAUGGCUGUCGGAUGGCUCAUUGGACCUAUUUUCGGCAACCAGGUUUUCAAUCUGGCUUAUAGGGGUGUGCUUGGCGAGUUCACGCGGAAAGAUUCGGCCUUCUUUAACCGUAUCAAGCGCCACCGCGUUGAUCCCACAGCGUCUUCAUUGGCGAAUCCACCCCCGGAUUACUACGGCGAGAAGAUUGGCAGCGUUGCUGGUUACAGACGUUGGUUGAAGGACCAGCGCGCAUUCAACCUCAAGACGGGCAGAUACCGGGCCACCAAGGCUUUGUAA
Alternaria atra is the source of this 366-nucleotide messenger RNA. RefSeq lists its product as uncharacterized. NCBI's taxonomy places the organism in Eukaryota, Fungi, Ascomycota, Dothideomycetes, Pleosporales, Pleosporaceae. Gene Ontology annotation, cellular component: PAM complex, Tim23 associated import motor. The record is from RefSeq and is a predicted model, not a curated record. The coding region runs from base 1 to 366 and encodes 121 amino acids. The transcript has 2 exons. Gene Ontology annotation, biological process: protein import into mitochondrial matrix.